Messenger RNA from Phalacrocorax carbo (great cormorant), 2376 nucleotides. The record is from RefSeq and is a predicted model, not a curated record. Lineage: Eukaryota; Metazoa; Chordata; Aves; Suliformes; Phalacrocoracidae.
CUCCCUCAGCGGUCGGAGGUGGAAAAGCGGCCGCGGCGGCGGUCUUUACGCCCGCAGCAGCGACCCGCCGCCGGGGGAAGGAGCAGGCGAAGGGCCCGCAAGGCGUGGCAGGGGCUGCAGCCUUCUGGGCGCGGCCGGCUGCUCCCUCCCCUCACAGCGGGGGAGGGGGAGGAAGGGCGGCGCAGCCUCGCCUUCCUCCUCCUCCUCCUCCUGCGGUGGGGAGCGAGCAACGGGGGAGGGGGAAGUUUCUGGCACCUUCUGGCUGGGUCGGCGGCGGGCGGAAGCGGCCGCGCUGCCGGCGUAGGCUGCGGCGGGCGGCCGUGGUGGCGGCGGUGGCGGGGCCGGGGCCGGGCCUGGGCCUGGGGCAGCGGCAUCGCCAUCAUCAUCGCCAUGGCCAAGUGGGGGCAGGGGGACCCGCGCUGGAUCGUGGAGGAGCGCGCGGACGCCACCAACGUCAACAACUGGCACUGGACGGAGCGGGACGCGACCAGCUGGUCGAAAAGCAAACUGAAGGAGGUGCUGGUGGGGCUGGCGGUGGAGGGCGAGGCCGGGCGAUGCGAGAUCAGUGACCUGAAACACGUGGAAGGCGAAGCGUCCUGCAGCAGCCGCAAAGGAAAACUCAUCUUCUUCUACGAAUGGAACCUGCGCCUCAGCUGGAAAGGUACAGUGAAAGAGUCUGGUGAGAAACAUAAGGGAUCUGUUGAAAUUCCUAACCUGUCAGAAGAAAAUGAGGUAGAUGAUACAGAGAUAAAUGUUAGCAAAAAGAAAGGGGAAGGCGAUGCUCUCAAGGACCUUAUGAGAACUGAGGGAACUACAAAAGUCAGAGAGGCCCUGAGAGAUUACCUGAAAGCACUUAAAACAGAGUUUACCUUGGGAAUGAUUCUGCCAACAAAAGCUACUGUUGGGCAGGAGCUGGCCACUGAGCAAAAAUUAAGUGGGAGCACCAUGCAAGAAUCUGUUUCACCACAGUCUUUGGAUACAGUUGGUGUAAAGAUCCCAACAGUGAAGAUACUUAUGAGAGAAAUAUUCAACUCCCCAGCAGACAAACUCUAUAGCAUCUUCACAACUAAGGACUUGGUACAGAAGUUUUCUAAAUGUCCUGCCGUGAUCGAAGCUGAGAAAGGAGGCAAACUUCAGAUGUUUGAUGGUUGCGUCAGUGGUGAAUAUGCAGAAUUGGUCCCAAGCCAAAAAAUCAUCCUGAAGUGGAGGUGUAGAAACUGGCCUGACGAACAUUAUGCAACGGUGGCCUUGAAUUUCAAGGAUAUGGCUGCUCAGACAGAACUGCAGUUAGAGUGCAAAGGAGUUCCCAUCUCUCAUGAAGCCAGUACAAGGCAAUGUUGGAAGAAGCAGCACUUUGAAGAAAUACGUAUUCUCCUGCAGCGAUCCCCAUCCCCAGCCAACAUGGAAUGAUAACAGCACUGUAGUUUUGUUUGGGCAUUACUUUUUAUACUUGGUUAACAUUGGUUUUUUUUAAAAAAAUUAUUUAUUUGUGGGAAGAAUAAAGACCCACUUCUAUGACACUGUGUAUAAUUUAAGCAUUAUUUAUGGAUUUUUAGUGAAUGAGGUGACAAGUUAAGUCAGACUAUGUAUAUGAGCAGCUUGGGGACUUGCUUGGGGGAAACUGAGCUCCAUUCUGCUUGCCUGCAGCUUCAGAGAGUAAUUUUUCAGCUGCAGUGAAGUACCACCAUCAUAGGUACGUUAAGUUGCAUGGAUCGAUAGGAAGAACCACUUGCAGUUCUUCAAUAUGCAGUGUAUCAAGUGGCAAAAAUAAAUCCCUCUAGGAGAUGGGGUGCCUAUCAGAGCUGAACUGAAAGGGAUUAUAAAACUGCUGAUAGGUGAGAUCUUUCAAGAAGUGUGUGUGGGAUAUAGUUCACAGCCUCUUCAAAUACUUCUUAAGAUUGUGUGAACCACAGACUGACUUUGUUUUUAACGCUAUAGACGGUUUUAGGGAAAGGUAAUUCACAAUGUCACGUAACUUGGGUUGGUUACCUAACCACUGUUAGGUCUGCAUACACUGUACUCCCUUAAUGACCGCAGCAUAAAAUUUAUUUUGGAAGAAACAAACAGUACUAAUGCUUUCCUUCUGCAAUUCUGUAAAUCUUCCACUUAAAUGACUCGCAGCCCUCUGCAAUGCUGUAGCUCAAAUUAAAAAGAGCAACUGCUAGAGAAACUGGACAGGAGCGCAGUAGGGAUAGUGACAGUAAAGAAUUGUUACUCUUCAUUAAAGCACAUUGAGGUUAGCAAGGGUAGCUUAAUUCUCAAAUGCUUUAUAAGAAGUGUAUCAAGUGUGCAAUUUGAAACAAAUUGACCCAAAAAAAGGCAAGCUGUCUUUGGAAAAUAUUGUUGGCUCAAUAAAGUGUGUUAUUUUUACAUGCA